Molecule: messenger RNA, 1767 nt
Organism: Vicia villosa (hairy vetch)
Lineage: Eukaryota; Viridiplantae; Streptophyta; Magnoliopsida; Fabales; Fabaceae
Exons: 3
Coding region: 1-1767 (588 amino acids)
Molecular function (GO): protein binding
Source: RefSeq, a predicted model, not a curated record
AUGAAUGGAGUUAAAAAACUCAACAGCGAGUCAACUGAGUUGCCUGAUUGUGUUAUAUCUUAUAUCUUUUCCAAGUUAAGUUUGAAGAAUUUGGUGAAAACUAGUGCUUUGUCCAAACAAUGGUAUCAUGAAUGGGGAUUAAGGAAGGACCUCACGUUUAAUCUCCAUAACAUGUUUGACUAUAAUACACUUCCAGAGUUACCAAUAACCCGCCCACUCUUUCAACAACUUCAAUCUCAAUUUGCCACAAGAUUGGAUUAUUUCAUGCAGAAAUAUCCCGGUGACAUGAUCAGUUCAAUCCGAGUAAAAUUUCCAUUAGGUGUCGAUCAUACUUAUGCCAUUGAUGGAUUGAUUCACAAAGGAGUUCUUAAGGGUGCCAAUCGUAUUGAGCUUCUCUUCUCAUAUAAAACUGAUUUGAAAAUACAGCCCUACAAAUUUUUAUUUCCUUUCUUGUCUGGCACUAAUUCUGUUACAUAUCUGCACCUACAGAACUGCCACAUAGCAACAUCUAUGAAAUUUUCUGGCCUGAAGAAUUUGAAAACUCUUGUGUUGACUCUAGUUCCUGUGGAGAAGAAUAUGCUUCGGCACCUAUGCUUUAACUGCAUCCAUCUUGAGAACUUCACUCUUAACCAAUGUAUCUUCUUAUCUGAUUUAAGAAUAAGGAGUACAACAUUGCUUCAUUUGAACAUUGACUGCGGGCGAACCAUUACAAAGGCCACCAUGGCAAGGAAAAUUGAUAUCAUUGCAUCAAAUCUCUUAUCCAUUGAAUAUUCUUCAAAGUGUAUCUUUCCACAUAGAUUGCACAAACUGAACAUUAAUUCUCAUACCUUAUCCCAGUUUAACUACAGAUGUUGUCAAAUUUCUAAUCUUGUUAAAUUUUCCCGAUUGAAAAAUGUGACAACAAUUGUGUUGGAUGGACUCUUUGAACAUAUACGAAGUGAUGUUGUAACUCAUUUGUUUUCUAAAUGUCUCCAACUUGAAGAGGUCACCUUUAAGAAGUGCAGGCUCUCGUGUGAGCUGAAAAUUAUCAGCGCAAAGUUGCGUCAUUUGAACAUAAUUGAUUGUCGUGGUCGGGAACAUGAUUCUUUUAAGAUAGAUAUUGAUGCUUUGAAUCUCUCAUCUUUUGAAUAUAGAGGUUACACGAGCCCCAUAAUCUCUGUUGAGGCUCCAAAGUUAUUGAAGGUUUUUUGGGACGGAGGUUUUAACAAGAUAGAUGUAUAUAACUUUGGUACAAUUGCAAAAUUACAUCAUAUUGAGAAUUUAACUAUCAAUUCUUACCUUUCAUUGAUAUUCAGGUUUACAAAGGAGUAUUUGGGUCAAUAUCGAAAUCUUAUACAGUUGAAAUUAUUUAUUGAUGGAGAAUAUUAUCCUAAUAAAGACUACUUUGGAAUUUUAGAUAUUGCAAUGGCUUCUCCGCAUCUCCAAAAACUUUCUCUAACAAUUAAAAAUAGACAUACAAAAAUAUCACAUAUGGUUGAAUCCCAUAGGCAAAGAAGAGAGUAUGUCAGAUUUUUUCAUAAUGGUUUAAAAUAUGUGGAGUUGCAUGGCUGUGUUUGCUCCAUAAAAGUAAUUGAGCUAGCAAGUCAUCUAUUGAGGAGCGCAACUUUGCUAAGGCAAAUUACUUUCAGUUCUCGUCACAAUUACUAUAUAGGUGCUGGAGCAUGGACUAAUAAUGGCUCCAAUGGUUGUUGUUGGUUUGAACGAAAUCUUAUUCAUGAGCAUCUUAAAGAUGAAGUAAAUGAACAAUGUCGGCUCGUAAUUUUGUAG